GCUAUAGGGAGAAGUGGCCCUGCCACUCAUUGCCCAGCCAUGGGGGACACUUUCAUUCGCCACAUUGCCCUCCUGGGCUUUGAGAAGCGCUUCACUCCCAGCCAACACUAUGUGUACAUGUUCCUGGUGAAGUGGCAGGACCUGUCGGAGAAGGUGGUCUACAGGAAGUUCACGGAGAUCUACGAGUUCCAUAAAACGCUAAAGGAGAUGUUCCCCAUUGAGGCGGGAGAGAUCCACUUGGAAAACAGAGUCAUCCCACACCUCCCAGCACCCAGAUGGUUUGAUGGGCAGCGUGCCGCUGAGAGCCGCCAGGGCACCCUCACUGAGUACUUCAAUGCCCUCAUGGGACUGCCCGUGAAGAUCUCCCGCUGCCCACACCUGUUGGACUUCUUCAAAGUUCGACCUGAUGACCUGAAGCUGCCCACAGACAGCCAGGUGAAGAAGCCAGAGACAUACCUGAUUGCCAAAGAUGCCAAGAAUAACGUAGCUGACAUCACAGGCCCCAUCAUCCUUCAAACCUAUCGAGCCGUUGCUGAUUAUGAGAAAAGUUCCCGCACGGAGAUGACUGUGGCUACCGGAGAUGUGGUGGAUGUCGUGGAGAAAGGCGAGAGCGGCUGGUGGUUUUGCCAGAUGAAGACAAAGAGAGGCUGGGUCCCCGCAUCCUACUUGGAGCCCCUUGACAGUCCUGAUGAGGCAGAGGACCCGGAUCCCAACUACGCAGGUGAACCAUAUGUAAACAUCAAAGCCUACACUGCUGUGGAAGAGGAUGAGGUGUCCUUGUCGGAGGUUGAAGUCAUUGAGGUCCUAUCAACGCUUUCUGGAUGGCUGGUGGUGAUCAGGAAAGGAGACGUCACCGGCUUUCCAUCCAUGUAUCUGCAGAAGGCUGUGGAGGAGAUAACCCAGGCCCAGAGGCAGAUCAGAGGCCGUGGGGCACCUCCACGCAGGUCGACCAUCCGAAAUGCACAGAGCAUCCACCAGCGUUCUCAGAAGCGCCUCAGCCAGGACGCCUACCGCCGCAACAGUGUCCGAUUCCUGCAGCAGCACCGUCGCCCAGCACGACCUGGGCCACAGAGUGCGGAGGGCACAAAGAACAAUCUGUCGACUCAGCACAGCAAGGCGCAGCCCGCAGUGCCCCCGAGACCCAGCGCGGACCUCAUCCUGCACCGCUGCACAGAGAGUACCAAACGGAAGCUGGCGUCUGCCCUGUGAGGGCGCUGCCGCCUCUAGAAGGCGUCCCAUUCCUAUCCCUGUAUAUACUUGUAUAUAGCUUGUAGUCAGAGGUUCCUCCCUUGCCUUAAUAAAUGUUGUUUGGAGUGAA
This is a messenger RNA of Arvicola amphibius (Eurasian water vole), 1318 nucleotides long. RefSeq names its product neutrophil cytosolic factor 1 (gene Ncf1). Gene Ontology annotation, molecular function: protein binding; superoxide-generating NADPH oxidase activator activity; phosphatidylinositol binding. Gene Ontology annotation, cellular component: cytoplasm; NADPH oxidase complex. Gene Ontology annotation, biological process: respiratory burst; superoxide anion generation. NCBI's taxonomy places the organism in Eukaryota, Metazoa, Chordata, Mammalia, Rodentia, Cricetidae. The record is from RefSeq and is a predicted model, not a curated record.